This is a messenger RNA of Telopea speciosissima, 2040 nucleotides long. RefSeq lists its product as uncharacterized. Gene Ontology annotation, molecular function: RNA binding; RNA methyltransferase activity. The record is from RefSeq and is a predicted model, not a curated record. Gene Ontology annotation, cellular component: chloroplast. Bases 95 to 1786 code for a protein of 563 amino acids. The transcript is spliced from 2 exons. Gene Ontology annotation, biological process: rRNA methylation. Lineage: Eukaryota; Viridiplantae; Streptophyta; Magnoliopsida; Proteales; Proteaceae.
AUCCUGCAACGCAUCGCGCGUAUAUGGGGAUAAUUUUUUGUCUAAUUCCUCAAUUUAGUCGUGAAAUCGAGGUACUGUACAUGAAUAUUUUGUCAUGAAUUGUAAUUUCGCCAAGAGUCGUGGUCUUCCCAGGGUUUUUAGGGUUUCAUCCCGAUCCCAAUGCUCUCAACACUUUCAGAGCAUGAAAACUCAAUUGCUCUCAAAUGGGUUUUACCCAAUACGUCUGGAAAGCCUCAAUGGAGUUCAAUUCAGGAGCCUAUCUGGUUUAUGCUGUCAACUCACCAACGGAACCCUCCCAGCGCUGAAACCCAUUAAUUUCUCCACUGGUUCUCAUCUGAGCACCUCUCGAUUCAGUAGAAGAGUAAAGCCCAGAAAUUUCUCAGUUGGGUUUCACCUUAGAAACGCCUUACAAAGUGCUCGUCUAAUUGGAACCAGAAAUCACUCGAAUUGGUCUCAUCAGAAAGUCAUGGAGGGUAGUAGUGAAGCAGGAAACAAGAAAACCUUACCUUGGAUAGCAGCUUACAAUAAUAAGGGGGCGAAAAGGUUGGAAAAACUGCCGAAUGGGAAGACUAGUCGCUCUUCCUGGGAGGAAUCAGCAAAUACAUUCUUAAAGAAAAACGAGGGAGAGACUGUUACGGGGUAUGGAGAAGGUGAGAGCAGAAUGGUGGACAUGAUGGAAAGUCGUAGAAGUAGAAGUAGUCCUUUGGAAAUUGAUGAAAGUGUAGAAACAGAAGAAAAUGAUGCUGAGAUUGAUAACGAUCCGAGGUGGAAUAAGAUUAGAAGUAGGUACAGAAAAAUUACCGAUAUCGAAUCUGGGUCUGGGCUGGACAAUCCUGAUUUGCGAAGGUGGAAUAAACAGGAGAAUUGGGGUAGAAAGACGUGGAGGGAGGCUACAGAAUCAACUAUACCAAAGAUGGUCGGUGAAGCAGUUUACGGCGUCGGUCCAGUUUUAGCAGCCUUGUCGGCAGGAACAAGAGAGUUUUAUACUCUUUAUGUCCAAGAAGGUUUGGAUUUGAGUAGCAAUAAUAGGAAGAAGAAAGACAAGAAGGGGUUUGAGAAAGUUCUGAAAAUAGCUGAAAGAAUAGGAUUGACAAAAACACAAUCGUCAAAGCAUGACCUCAAUAUGAUUGUGGAUAAUCGUCCCCAUCAGGGUUUGGUAUUAGAUGCUUCACCAUUGGAGAUGGUAAGCAUACGGGAACUCGAUCCUGUUUCAAUGGAGGAAGAUAAGAUUCCUCUCUGGGUUGCUUUAGAUGAAAUUAUGGACCCUCAGAAUCUAGGGGCCAUCAUUCGUUCUGCAUAUUUCUUUGGAGCUGAAGGGGUGGUGUUGUGUGCGAAAAAUUCGGCUCCAUUGAGUGGUGUUGUGAGCAAAGCUAGUGCAGGUUCCCUUGAACUGAUGGAGAUGAGAUGUUGCAAGAAUAUGAUGCAGUUUUUGACAUCAUCUGCAGAGAAUGGAUGGAGGAUCCUAGGCGGUUCUGUUUCUUCAAAAGCUGUUCCUUUGGAUGAGGUUUUGCCUGGAGCACCGACUGUACUUGUGUUGGGCAGUGAAGGCACUGGGUUGAGGCCUUUAGUUGAGCGAUCUUGUACUCAGUUGAUAAGAAUUCCAGGAAACAUUCACACCGUCUCUGCAGGGAGAAUUCAAGCUGAGACUGAGAUGAUGGACCGUGGAUGCUCUGGUGAAGAAUUUCAAUCCUUCUUGGCUGUUGAAAGCUUGAAUGUUAGUGUUGCAGCUGGUGUGCUUCUUCAUCAUUUGGCUGGAAACAACAUCAACAACCAUAAUUCUCACUGAGGUGAUAGGCAAACCUAAGCACUUAGUGCAAAUGCAUCAAAUGAUUUUCCACAUGAUUAUUUGACUUCUUGCAUGGAUUUGUUACAGCCUAUAAUCAGUGUAGAAUUCUUGACUGAGCUCGGAGGUGUACUUGUUGUUGCUUUGAGUUAACCCAAUAGUUUGGACUCAUUCGACAACUCAUAAGGUUAUUGGUACCUAUCAGAUGGUAGCUUAUGUAUGAAAUUUCAUUUGAAAGAGAAGUGGGUUCUAGCUUA